Molecule: messenger RNA, 3093 nt
Organism: Vespula pensylvanica (western yellowjacket)
Lineage: Eukaryota; Metazoa; Arthropoda; Insecta; Hymenoptera; Vespidae
Product: protein glass-like
Exons: 8
Coding region: 603-1964 (453 amino acids)
Cellular component (GO): nucleus
Source: RefSeq, a predicted model, not a curated record
GAUGGAGGGGGAAGGCGGGAAGGAAGAGCUACGUUAGUGUUGAGGGAGUAACAGAGAAAACGAAAGAGACAGACAGAGAGAGAGAGAGAGAGAGAGAGAAAGAGAGAGAGAGAGAGAGAAAGAGAGAGAGGGAGACGAGCAGAUCAGGGUUCGUUGUGGAGUGGGGUCAGAUGGUACGUAGUACGUAGUCAGUGAGUAGGUAAGGGGUGAGAGUGGGUGGUUGGUGGAUCCCUAGUUAGCCAAGACACAUUGGCAAGCGAUCGUGCCAGCAUGGCAGUAGCCAACGUUUCCUGCAGAAGCCCUUAGAGGAGACCGACAGGUCUUCCAAGCCAUAAAGGGGAUGAUGAUACGAUUCGAGGCUCACGUUUAAACGUUGGAGAAAUUGGUUGCAUUCACGGAGGUAUGUGUGGUUGCCAAGGUUACCGGAGGGGCUGGACCAGAUCUUUAUAGAGAGAGAGAGAGAGAGAGAGAGAGAGAGAGAGAAAGAGAGAGAGAGAGAGAGAGAGAGAGAAGAGCGUUGGCGCUAUCGAGGAUUUCGAGGAGGGGCGGGCUACGGGGGUGUGUGCUUACUAGGGGAGGUUGCAGCCAGAAAUUUUAUAGAGAUGGAGUUUCUGCAGAAUCAUCACACGGUGAACACCUCCGAGUCGCCGUACACUCUCGGCACAGGAUCGGUGGGUACAAUCGAGGCGACCAUACCAUCUGGGCUUUGUACCGGUUCGUUGGGUGUUCUUACAAACGACGAUACCUUGACCGACAAUCAAAAUGAAGAAACGUUAAGUGCAUUGCAAGGUACAUUACGUUUGCAAGAUUUACAAGCCUCCACGGAGGAUAUUACGGGGCCAGAUCAAACUCAACAAAUUCAAACGAAUUCAGGCCAAGGCCAAGUGGUCGGUGGUGAAUUUGGUAGUGGUUUUUGGGUCGACGAUAUGGCAGGUUUUCCACCAUUGGAUUUGGAUCCAUUGCCUGGUUUGUUCAGUCCUUGUUCGGGUACAUACAAUUGGGGAUGUCCAAGGGGCGAUUGCGUACCAAGGACAAACAAUGGUAAUGGCGAAGGCGUCGCUGACGUAUUGUUAUCCUUGAAACAUGCCGUCGUACAUCCUGGAAGUCCUACAGGAGGAUAUUAUUCAACGGGUGGACCUACGACCCAUCACUAUACGCAAGAUUAUACUCAGAAUUUAGGACCACCCGUAGGCCCGCCACCAACUCAUUACGCGUCGGCACCAGCAAUGUCGGUCAACGUUUCGAUGAACAUGACGAUGAACAUGAACUUGCAUCCUGGGUACGAGCAAAGUUAUUCGUCGGCAUGGGGUGCAGAACCGUUGUUAAGUCCCGCCCCUCAAUACAAUCCGGUAGAAACACAGACGAGGGUAAAUCAGGCGUCGACGAAUGGCCUGAUAGGUGGUAGUACUGGUCACGCCCACGCUCAUCCCCAUCCGCACACUCACCCCCGUCUCCAAGGACCGAACGAGCACGCGCUCUGUGUUAAUGGUGGUGGAGGUGGACCAAACGUCGUAACCAACCCGGACGACAAUGGCAGGCCAAAUCUCUGCAGGAUAUGCGGAAAAUCUUAUGCCCGGCCUAGUACUCUUAAAACACAUCUUAGGACUCACUCUGGCGAGAAACCGUUCAGAUGUCAUGCGUGCUCGAAAGCCUUCAGCCAAGCUGCCAACUUGACCGCCCAUACGAGAACACAUUCAGGAGAGAAACCAUUCCGAUGUCCAGUUUGCGAUAGAAGAUUUUCACAAAGCAGUUCGGUGACGACACACAUGAGAACUCAUUCUGGUGAACGUCCUUACAGAUGUCGCCUUUGCAAGAAAGCGUUCUCCGACAGUUCGACGUUGACAAAACACUUACGAAUUCAUUCCGGUGAGAAACCAUAUCAGUGCAAGGUAUGUCUCCUAAGAUUUAGUCAAAGUGGCAAUCUCAACAGGCACAUGAGGGUUCAUACGGCGACCCUAACGUGACACAAUUCAACGAAGACAAUCGAUAGCAAUCAUUCGCUGCCACGAUAUUGUCGAAUACCGGUUAUUCGACAUGGAACUGGAACUAUUACUAUUACUACUACUACUACUACUACUUCUACUGCUGCUGCUGCUACUAUUAAUACUAAUACUACCACUAAUACUAAUAAUAACUUGACGACAAAAAUUUAGAAUAAUAAUCGAUAAAUAGAUCGAAAUACAAAACACCGAAGUGUGUGUUGUCUCUGUACAGCCGAUAAAUCUCUCUUCUCUCAUUCCUCCCGACUGCAACCGAAAUUUUAAAAAGAGAAAAUAAUAAUAGAAUAAAAUAAAAUAGUGUUUAAAAAAAAAAAAAGAAAACUAAAAAAGAAUCCUAAUAAUAUUCAGUUCUUUCGCAAUGUUUUUUCUACAGAAAAACAAAAAAAGAAAGAAAGAAAGAAAAAAGCAACCUAAAGAUCGCAUCGAUCAAUCUUCCACGUCAGAGUCUUCGAAUAGGUAAUAUCGUAAAUCGAGAAAAAUAAAAUUAAUUAACACGGUCGAAAUAACAAUAAAAAAAAUUAAAUCGAAUUAAGAAAAGAAAAGCAAAAUUAAAAAUUAAAUAUAAACGGUAUUCCAAUCAAAUUCAAUUCUAACGAAACUAAAUUUAAAAAUCAAUCAAAGAUCUCAUCGAUCGUUCACGUUCGAGCCUUCGGAUAGGGAAAAUAUAAAUCAAGCAAUGAAAUGAUAUGAUAUGAUAUGAUAUGAUAUGAUAUGAUAUGAUAUGAUAUGAAAUGAAAUGAAAUGAAAAAAGAAAGAAGAAAAAACCGAUAAAGGAUUUUUCCGAGUUAAGUUUAGAUCUUUAUAGAUCAUCGCGAGAUCGAGAUCGACGUUUUAUAUUUUUAAAUCCAGGAGACGAAUGAUAAUCGAAGGAUCAACGAUCGAGAUAGAUGAUAUUAAAUCGAUCGAUAGAUCGACAAAGAGAGAGAGAUCAAUAGAUCAAUCCGAUCGAUCGAUCAAACGCACUUAGCUAUUUAAAUUAGGUCGGGAUCAGGUUGUUGAUGGGAUAUCGUAAUUUAGAUCUCCAACACAUCCACCAUAGCACCGUUGAUUAUUGUACAAAUAUUGUAUUUAUUAUAAUUAAUUAUAAUAUUAA